Papaver somniferum (opium poppy) is the source of this 3935-nucleotide messenger RNA. RefSeq lists its product as uncharacterized. NCBI's taxonomy places the organism in Eukaryota, Viridiplantae, Streptophyta, Magnoliopsida, Ranunculales, Papaveraceae. Bases 1021 to 1938 code for a protein of 305 amino acids. The record is from RefSeq and is a predicted model, not a curated record. Gene Ontology annotation, cellular component: WASH complex; endosome. Gene Ontology annotation, biological process: endosomal transport; endosome organization. The transcript is spliced from 12 exons.
CUUUGGUUCAGUGAACCACCACCACCAACUUUAAUCUACAACACCAAUAAUAGGGCAUUUGAAUCAGUUAACAAUAGGGUACAUCUGUUUAUAAUCAAUUAACAGAUGAAUCAAUUCCAAUCUAAUUGAUAUAUAUUUCAAUCAUAUUUGCAGUCAUUAAUUCGAUAAUCAGUAACAAACCCUGGUUCAAUUCAGUCCCACGCAUAACAUCCAUGAUUCGAUUUGAAAUCUCAGGAGUUAAUGGAGCAUUACCAUGAUUCUCAUCUUCUGGAAAAGAUAUUGGAAUUUCUGAAUCUGUAGCUUCUUCAAUCACCUCUUAUUCUUCAAUCACCUCUUAUUCUUAUUGAUUUCAGGUUCAGUGAGUUGAGCAUUACCACUAAUUAAGAAAUUAAGAUGGUUGCUGCUAAUAAUCAAGACAAGAAUUUGAAUGGGUUGUUGAUUUUGAUGGUUUGUGAGAAGAAAUUGGUUUGAAUCUGAUUUUGUUACAAUCGAAAAGAAGGGAAAGAUGGAAAUGAAUAUUGGGUUUUGAUUGAUGUCGAGUUUAAUACAUGUUGAUGUUGAUACUGCCAUUGAAGAUGUGAAGAAGAGAUGGAGAUCUGAGAUUGAGAAAUCAGAGUGAAAAGCAAACCAAUAAAUUUAAUAUGUGUUUGCAGAUUUGAAAUUGUUGUAUUGUAUUAUCUGAUUGAUGUGGUUUUUGUUGUAAAUGAGUAUAUCAAUGAAUAAAAUUAUGAUAAUGAAUUCUCAGAUUCAUAUAGAUAUGGUGUUGAUAUUACAGGUAAAAAAUCCGGUACCGGACUUGUACCGGAAUACCGGUACAACACCAGGUACAAGUACAGGUAUCGGUCCUCAAAUUUCAGUACCGGUCAACACCAGGUACAGGGAACGGUUCCAUAGGAGAACCCGGCCGUACUGGAGUAUGUGCAACCCUACCCCACAUGCAUGUGCUCGAAGCUUUUUAACGAGAAAAGUGAAAACCUCCUGAAACUGCAUCAAAAGAUCAAAAAACCCUAAAUUACUUCCAUGAAAUCGGUUGAACUUGAAGAACAACAAGAAAAGCUCAGAACAAUAGUAGAUGACUGCAGAUUACAAAGCAGUAUCUUAUUAAACUUAGCAAAAGAUACAUAUAGAUCUCCAUCGACAUUUCAUGCAUGUCCGAUUCGUGUUUUUGCUGAGCCAUUAGAGCAUUCCAGUUUUUCACCACUUCUUGAAUUGGGUAUUGCUGCAAUUUCCAAGUUUCUUGCUGGUCUUUCUUAUGGUUGCAGCGAAAUAUCCAGACCGAGUCAGUAUGCCAGAAGAAAUAUUAACAGACAACUUUCUUUGUUUGGUCAUGGAUCUAAUCCUCCAGAAAUGCCAUUGGAGGGAGAGCUACAGAAGGCCUUUGGUCACGUUAUCUCAUUGUUCGUGGAACUAUCAGAUAUUACUCGUAGGAUGAGUGCGCUGAUGUGCAAUUUGCUCCAGCAGCUGGAUUUCAUAUAUUCUCUGCAAGACAUGAAUAGUCCACCAUGCAAAUCUUUUAAGAACAUCACACUUGUAACCUCUUUUACUUCCCUCGGUGAUGGUCUGGCGAUGGUUCUCAUUUUGGAUGAAGUAUUGGCAAACAUUGACCAUAGAAAGAACUAUUUAUCUCGUUUUUACAAGCAAGUUGCAGAGUUGAUAGGAUCUUGUGCUGCUCUUUUGCAACUGAGAACACCCAGUGAUGCGGAACAUGUACUGCAGCAAUUAUACGAGGCUCUGCCAAUAAGUCCCUACUCAGAAAAAUUGUUGGAAAGGAAGGGAGAGUCCUUAUUUGUGGCAAUAUCAAGAAAAGCUGCAUUGCGCGAGAUGAUUAGAAAUUAUGGGCGAGCAGUUAAGGAUCUUCCAAGGCUUAUUUCUGUCCUGGAAAAGCAAGCGCAUGAUAAAUACAAUCAGUCUAGGACUCUAGCCAGACCAGUUAGUUAGUCCUGUGAAUGAUCUAACAGAAGCUCGUCUGGAACUUCCCUCCAUAGAGGAAGAGGCCAAAAAGCAGUCCCCUUCGAUAUGUAUCUCAUCUCAGGAGUUGAAGCAUCUGCCACAGCUUCAGAUAUUAAGAAGGCCUAUCGGAAAGCAGCAGUUAAGCACCAUCUGGAAAGCAGCUUCAGAUAUUGGGCUGGGCAAUUCUUAGCAAGAAGUGAGAAUGGAGAUGAUGCACUCUAGAAAGAUAUUGCUGAAGAAGUCUACAAGGAUGCUGACAGGCUUGUUAAGAUGAUUGGCCGUACUUUCAGACCAUUCCAAGCGGUCACUUUACGAUCUAGAAGAGACUAGGAACUCCAGGAAGCAACGGAAGCAGCACAAUUUAAGAAUGCCUUCUUCUUCAACAGAUGUUCACAAUUACCCAUUUGAAAGAAGUGGCAGUAGUAGGAGACAGCGGCAGGAGGUGCGAAGAAAAUGAUCGUAUAAAUGUGAGAAGCUGAACAAGAAUGAGCAUUAGCGUAGUGUCCAAACGCCGUCAUUCCUUAUUAUACAGACAGCAACGACAGUAACAAGUGAAGUGCGCUGAACUGUAGAAGGUAUGCAGGUUGAGAGUGGGAGUCUCCUGACUCAGGUAUUACGAACCUGAUUUUGCUUGCGUCAUUCAAAUAAAACUUGCUUUGGUUAUGUGUAAUAAUCUCAAAUGAGAGAAAUAGCAACACUGUAUUGGUAAAUGAGGACUAAAGUUUACCCCGUGAGUCCUCAAAAAAAGUCAAAACCCCCAUUAUCCCAGCCAGUCCAAUUGCGAUGGAAUGAGAUUAGAGGUCCAUGAUCUCGGCAACUCAACUCUCAUUUGGUUGUCCUCUUGACUCCUUUUUUCCAGCAUAACUGUCCACCGUCCAGCUUAAGAUCCCAUUACAGUACUUUGUAACCUCAUUCCAGAUCCCAAGCAAUACACUUUGACAGUAAAAAAUAACGAGACUAGUGGGAUUUCCUCUUUUUUCUUUCUUCUCAUUUCUUUAUGUUCCUCGGCUUCAUCACUCAACUCCAUCCCCAUAACUAAAAAAAUCCGUAAUUCCACUUGCAGUCAUCAUUAAGUGAGUGGAAAGGAAAGUCUUUUCUUUCUUUCUUUCCAUCUUUCUGCUUCUGAGGUCCCAAUUGGUUGUUGGAAGAACUGGAACGUCGAGAAACCAAUCUCUUCUCAAAUGGGAUUUGUGAGGCGACCCAUUUGUUCUCUCUCUCUCUCUCUCUCUUGGAGAAGAGAUUCGUAAGGCUUAUCAUCUCAAAGCAAGGAAAAUUCAUCCUGAUAAAAAUCCAAAUGAUCCUCCAGCUGCCGAAUGAUUCCAGGUACUGGGAAAAGCUUAUCAGGUUUUGAGUGAUCCAGUGCGAAGACUUAUUAUUGGAAUGGAAAGUAUUUGUAUAUCUAGGGAAACAAUGCUAGAAUCUCCUGUGGCUGUCUUUGCCCUUCUUUUUGGAAGUGAACUCUUUGAGGAUUACGUUGGACAUGUAGCUGUGGCUUCAAUGGCAUCCUCUGACCUAGCUGGUGAAAAGGAUACUGCUGAAAAAGUUCAAGACAGAACGAAGGCAAUCGACAGUGUUGGAGGUUUUGAAAAAUUGGAAAAGCUGUCAAUCUUUCUGAUCAAGCCAAGGAACUUUGGGACAGGCUACCUGCUAGCAUCACUGGGAAUUUAUGGAAGGAACGCAAUGCUCGCACCUUUGUAGUGAAACAUAAACCAAGUGAAGCUAUCAUAUCUGAGAUAAAAAAAAUUGGACUAUUCAUCGGGUUUCCAUCCAUCCGUCCAUACAACAGGGUGUUGCGACUUGCGAUUCAUCCGUCCAUACAACUGGAGUCACAAGUUUUUUGAUCCUUGUUGAUUUUCCUGCAAUUUUCGCUUUUGUGUUUGUGGGUGGAUCUCUUGUUUAGACUCAGUGACUUCUCUUUCAAUAAUUGGAGAUCUGGGUUGUAUAUUCGUUUCUAUCAAUACAAUUUUACCAUUAUCGAGCAAAAA